Aspergillus alliaceus is the source of this 1759-nucleotide messenger RNA. RefSeq names its product Spg1/Tem1 GTP-binding protein. Gene Ontology annotation, biological process: regulation of exit from mitosis. The coding region runs from base 112 to 1032 and encodes 306 amino acids. Gene Ontology annotation, molecular function: GTP binding; GTPase activity. The transcript has 4 exons. Gene Ontology annotation, cellular component: spindle pole body. NCBI's taxonomy places the organism in Eukaryota, Fungi, Ascomycota, Eurotiomycetes, Eurotiales, Aspergillaceae. The record is from RefSeq and is a predicted model, not a curated record.
GCUGUUGACGCUCUUUCUGGAGCUGCGGCUGUGUUGACCCUCAGGCACUCCCACAGGGGCUGUGGAAAGCUUUGUCCAACAACCCUCCCAGUUGAAACACAUCUAAUCGAUAUGGAUCCGUCACAUUUGUUAGACGCCAGCACAUCUCAUAGGGUGGAUCCGAACGAGCAGGAUCCCCAUGUACCAGAGGAUGCUACCCCCGCUCCGGCUUAUAAGGACGGUUACAGCAGCGAUUCGCGCGCCCAUUAUUCCUCCCACUCCGUCGUCGAAUAUAACACCCCAACUCGCGAUUACCAGUCUCACGAUGAUUCACGGCCGAACCUCUCCCCGUUAGCCCAACCUCAGUUUCCUCCUUCAACGUCUCGGCCGAGCUCCGAAUUGUCCAGUGCGCCCGGAGUCUCCCAGGCGAGCCAAGAUGCCAACCAGAAACAGUCAUCGCAGCAACAAACGAAGAACAGCGUGGUGAUCAAGGUUGGAAUGGUCGGGGAUGCACAGAUUGGAAAGACGAGUUUGAUGGUUAAAUAUGUGGAGGGCAGCUGGGACGAAGACUACAUUCAAACUCUAGGUGUAAAUUUUAUGGAAAAAACCAUCUCUAUCCGGAACACGGAGAUUACUUUUUCCAUCUGGGAUUUGGGAGGUCAGCGUGAAUUCGUCAAUAUGCUUCCUCUGGUCUGCAACGAUGCCGUAGCGAUCCUGUUCAUGUUCGAUCUCACUCGCAAGAGCACGUUGAAUUCAAUCAAAGAAUGGUAUCGCCAGGGCCGUGGCUUCAACAAGACGGCGAUUCCUUUCCUGGUUGGCACUAAAUAUGAUCACUUUGUCAAUUUCCCCCGAGAGGACCAGGAAGAGAUCUCGAUCCAGGCCAAGCGGUUUGCCAAGGCCAUGAAGGCCAGCUUGAUCUUCAGCAGCACUAGCCAUAGUAUAAAUGUACAAAAGAUCUUCAAGAUAGUCCUAGCAAAGGCUUUCGACCUGAAAUGCACCAUUCCCGAGAUCGAGAAUGUCGGUGAACCGCUGUUGCUAUACAAGAACGUAUAGAAUCACGAUGAAGUGGAAGUAACGAUUACGUAAAAACGGGACGAAGUGAUGUUGAUGACUUCUUUUCCCUUGGUGUGUGAGAAGUGGCUACAGUGGGAGGAUUUUUACCUUGCUUUCCUUUUCUUAUCCUCGUUGAUUUUCUUCCAGCAUUGGGACGCGUCCAGGAUUCUUCUUUUCAUGUCCAUCCAAUUUUUUUUCUUUCCUUCUUCUUUUCCUUGUGUUAAAUUCCCCAUCCUUGUUUUUUAAUCUUUCUUCCUUCAUUUUCUUCUGGAUUCAUUCUACAACUGCAUCGGUGGCUCUUGAUGGGUUACAGAUCAGGGCCAUGGCGCCAUCUGUUCAAAUACUCGUUGAAACCCAGCCUCAAGCCAUGAGACCCACUAUAGAAAGUAUGCGUGAUACUUACAUGAGAUCUGUCCAAUGUAUGCAACCGGAACUCCACCCUAACUAGCCACACCCUAAUUCAUACGGAGUACAUACAUACAUAUAUACCUAUCACAUCCCACACCCCCACUUCAGUCAACUGAUACUCAUAAAUCCCCCGAAAAUCGCUCAACCCAUUCCCCACCUCCUGCCUCCCCAAUGGCGUCCUAUUUUUUGGCUAUCUCAUCUCCGAGCCUUUCAAGCGAUGCUGUAGGCGUUGAAUAGAGUUACUCGUCUAUUUACCCCCGCCUAGCAUUUCAUAAAACAUGUACCCGGCUAUACUAUUAUAGCCACAGCUGGAUAGAAG